Molecule: messenger RNA, 1821 nt
Organism: Mercurialis annua (annual mercury)
Lineage: Eukaryota; Viridiplantae; Streptophyta; Magnoliopsida; Malpighiales; Euphorbiaceae
Product: sodium transporter HKT1-like
Exons: 3
Coding region: 127-1650 (507 amino acids)
Biological process (GO): monoatomic cation transport; transmembrane transport
Cellular component (GO): plasma membrane
Molecular function (GO): sodium ion transmembrane transporter activity
Source: RefSeq, a predicted model, not a curated record
ACGGACUAAGGGCAAGAGAGACCAAAUAUAUGAAUAUAUGAAAUGAUUUUUCCUUAUAAAUAUUACAAACCAACACAAGCCUGUUCAAGAAAUUGUCCUCUCACUCACUGAAAAAUAUACUAAACAAUGAAGAGCUUAGUAGAUUUUGGUAAGAAGUUAGAGCAUUUUUGCUACAACAAAACUAUGAAACCUUUAGUAUUUCAUGUUAAUUCAUUUUGGAUUCAACUUGUUUAUUUUCUGUUUAUAUCUUUUGUGGGGUAUUUGGGUUUAAAAAUCUCAAACCCAAGAACAUCAUCAUCAUCAUCUUCUUCUUCAUUCAUUCUAAAUGACAUAGAUAUAUUUUUCACUUCUGUGUCUGCUACUACAGUUUCUAGCAUGUCAACAGUUGAAAUGGAAGUUUUUUCCAAUACCCAACUCAUCAUCAUCACCAUUUUGAUGUUACUUGGGGGAGAAGUUUUCACUUCCAUGCUUGAACUUCAGUUAAAAAGGUCUAAAUUUCACACUUUUUCAGAUUCUACUCAUAAAAUUUCUGUCUUAGAGGUUUCAAAAGAAGAGUCUGACCUAGAAAGUAAUAAUGAUAAUCAAAUUUCUAAGUCCUCUUUAAUCAAAAGAUUAUGCUAUGUUAUUUUGGGUUAUCUUGUUGUAGUUCAAGUAGGUGGUUCUAGUUUAGUUGCUAUCUACUUAGGUUUAAAUCCAAAUUCAAGAAACUUGUUGUCCAAGAAAGGUCUUCACAUGCAAACAUUUUCAACAUUUUUAGUGGUAAGUACUUUUACAAAUUGUGGAUUUGUUCCUACAAAUGAAAAUAUGAUAGUUUUCAAGAAAAAUUCAGUUCUUCUCCUCAUUGUAAUGCUUUUAACACUUCUUGGGGGUACAUUAUAUGGACCAACCCUAAGAUUUUUGAUAUGGGGAUUGGGGAAAAUUACUAAAAGAGUUGAGUAUAGUUACAUGUUGAGAAACCCAAAAGAAUUGGGUUAUAAUCAUUUGAUGCCAAGUUUAAAUUCUUGGUUUCUUGUUUGCACAGUUUUUGGAUUUUUAAUCGUGCAAUUUUUAGUGUUUUGUUGUUUGGAGUGGCAUAACUCUAAAAUUGUGGAUGGUAUGAGUUGGUUUGAGAAGCUGGUUGCUAUUAUUUUCCAAAUUGUGAGCACAAGACAUUCUGGGGAAACUGUUUUUGAUCUUUCUGUUAUAUCUCCAGCAAUCUUGGUGGUUUUCAUUGUCAUGAUGUAUUUCCCACCAUGCACCUCAUUUUGGCCCAUGAAGCAACAAGAAGAUGAUGAUCCAAGGAGUGGGAAACAAAGCAAGAUUGAGAAUAAAUCAGUUGUGGAAUGUGUACUAUUCUCACAAAUGUCUUAUCUUGUCAUCUUUAUUAUUCUCAUUUGCAUUGUGGAGAGAGAACAUUUGAAGGGAGAUCCUCUUAACUUCAGUAUCUUGAACAUAACUUUGGAAGUGAUAAGUGCAUAUGGAAAUGUUGGAUAUUCAACUGGCUAUAGCUGUGCAAGACAAUUAAAACAAAGCAAUUCAUGCAAAGAUGCAAUGUAUGGAUUGGUGGGGAGAUGGAGCAAAUUUGGAAAAAUUAUCCUUAUCAUUGUCAUGUUCUUCGGAAGGCUUAAAAAGUUCAACAUCAAUGGCGGUCAAGCCUGGAAAAUUUCUUGACAAUUACCCUUCUCAAGAUCAAGAUUUGAGUACACUUGCAUAAUAUGUUUAGAUUGUAAAACUAUGUGUUAUAAAUAAUUAUACACAUGAUACUUUAUACAAAUAAAUGUAGUAUUUUGGUGACUGGUAGAAGUGAUGAUAUGUAAAUGUUAAAAUAUGUUAUUGUUCGAA